Molecule: messenger RNA, 4047 nt
Organism: Podarcis muralis (Common wall lizard)
Lineage: Eukaryota; Metazoa; Chordata; Lepidosauria; Squamata; Lacertidae
Gene: CACNB2
Product: calcium voltage-gated channel auxiliary subunit beta 2
Biological process (GO): calcium ion transmembrane transport
Cellular component (GO): voltage-gated calcium channel complex
Molecular function (GO): voltage-gated calcium channel activity; protein binding
Source: RefSeq, a predicted model, not a curated record
GCGGGGGGAAGAACGAGAGGGUGGUCGAGAUUUCAUCUUCCCUCAGGCGCCUCCUCCUCCUCCUCCCCGUCUCCUCCCCCUUUUGCUCGGCUGUAGUAGCGGUUGCUGCGCUCUGGGCUCUACGAGGCACCGAGGAGCCGCGCUGGUACUUGAGGGCUGGGCGAGGCGAGCAGCUGCGGCAGCAGCCCAGAGUCUUUUCGUUUUGUUUCUCACCAUCUCCCUCAGUCAAGCAACCGACCUAAGCAAGCAAGCAAGCCAGACGGGCGGGCGGGCGGGCGGGCGAGCAAGGAAAGACACUUGAACCGUUUCAAAAUGGCCCAUCCCUGAGGGAGAAGAAGCAAGAGCCAUCCUCGUGCACCAACCGCCGCCGAUUCAAAAAGAGAGAGAGAGAGAGAGAGGCGGCGACUACUUGGCGACGGCUUCGCUGAGGCGCUUUGUUGUUGGAAGUGUUGGCGAGUUGUCCCCCCCCCCCAUCAACCCUCCCCACCCGCUUUCUCCAAUGGUCCAAAGUGGCAUGUCCAAAUCGCCUCCCACUCCAGCAACGGCGGCGCAGGAGAUGCAGAUGGAGUUGCUGGACAACCCCCCGGCUCCAGUCCCGGCUGUGCAGUCUUACAGCAAAGGUGCAAGAAGAAAACACCGAUUCAAAGGUUCAGAUGGGAGUACAUCUUCUGACACUACCUCUAAUAGUUUUGUACGGCAGGGUUCGGCGGACUCCUACACUAGCCGUCCAUCUGAUUCAGAUGUAUCUCUUGAGGAAGACAGAGAGGCAGUGCGGAGAGAGGCAGAGCGACAGGCCCAGACGCAGCUGGAAAAGGCAAAGACAAAACCUGUUGCAUUUGCAGUCCGGACAAAUGUUAGCUACAGUGCAGCCCACGAGGAUGAUGUACCAGUCCCAGGCAUGGCCAUCUCAUUUGAAGCGAAAGAUUUUCUUCAUGUUAAAGAAAAAUUUAACAACGACUGGUGGAUAGGACGAUUGGUAAAAGAAGGCUGUGAAAUAGGAUUCAUACCAAGUCCAGUCAAAUUAGAAAAUAUGAGGCUGCAGCAUGAACAAAAGGCUAAACAAGGGAAAUUUUACUCCAGUAAAUCAGGAGGAAAUUCAUCAUCCAGUUUGGGUGACGUAGUACCUAGUUCCAGAAAGUCUACACCUCCAUCAUCUGCUAUAGACAUAGAUGCCACUGGUUUAGAUGCAGAAGAAAUUGAUAUUCCAGCAAACCAUCGCUCCCCCAAACCCAGUGCAAACAGUGUCACAUCACCCCACUCCAAAGAGAAAAGAAUGCCCUUCUUUAAGAAGACAGAACACAUCCCUCCGUAUGAUGUAGUGCCUUCUAUGCGACCAGUAGUCUUAGUGGGGCCUUCCUUAAAGGGAUAUGAGGUGACAGACAUGAUGCAAAAAGCAUUAUUUGAUUUUUUAAAACAUAGAUUCGAAGGGCGGAUAUCAAUCACACGGGUCACAGCAGACAUCUCGCUUGCCAAACGCUCAGUAUUAAACAAUCCCAGCAAGCAUGCGAUAAUAGAACGGUCCAAUACAAGGUCAAGUUUAGCUGAAGUUCAGAGUGAAAUUGAACGAAUAUUUGAAUUAGCAAGGACGUUACAGCUGGUAGUACUUGAUGCCGAUACUAUUAAUCAUCCAGCUCAACUUGGUAAAACCUCUCUGGCUCCCAUUAUAGUCUAUGUAAAGAUUACUUCUCCAAAGGUUUUACAAAGGUUGAUAAAAUCCCGAGGCAAAUCUCAGGCAAAGCACCUUAAUGUUCAAAUGGUAGCAGCUGAUAAACUGGCUCAGUGCCCUCCAGAAAUGUUUGAUGUGAUUCUGGACGAGAAUCAGCUUGAAGAUGCUUGCGAGCACCUGGCUGACUAUUUGGAAGCUUAUUGGAAGGCCACACACCCUGCUAGCAGCCACCCUCCUAAUGAGCUUCUCACUCGCACACUGGCAACCGCCACUCUUCCUAUCAACCCAGGCCCAAAUGUUAAUUUGCAGGGCUCUCAAGGAGAUCAGAGGAAUGAACAAUCAGCCCCUGAACGAACUGGUUCCCAAGCUGAAGAAGCAGCACGGGCCGAACCCACCAGGAAAUCUCAACACCGCUCUUCCACUUCAGGCCAUAACCAUCGUAGUGGAACUAGUCGUGGCCUGCCUAGACAAGAAACUUUUGACUCGGAAACACAAGACAGCAGAGAUUCAGCAUACGUAGAGCCAAAGGAGGAUUAUUCUCAUGAACACUAUGAUUCUCAUCGAGAUCACAGUCACAGGGAUGAGUCCCAUGGGAGCAGUGAUCACAGGCACCGAGAAUCAAGGCUUCGCUCAAAGGAAAAGGACCGAGAGCAGGACCAUAACGAAGGCAACAAGCAGCGUAGCCAUCAUAAAUCAAGGGACCAGUAUUGUGACAAGGAUGGGGAAGUGAUAUCUAAAAAACGCAAUGAUACAGCAGAAUGGAAACGAGAGGUGUACAGUCACCAAUAACGUUUGGCAGUUUUGUGUUUCUUUUGAAGUUGUGUAUGACAAAGCCCCACCCCACCCCCUUUUUAAAAAGAACAAAUCUGGGUUUUCAUUGCAGAACAUGUGGUAUUCUGUCUGCUGCUUUAAAAAAAUUGCUGUUGCUAUCACAGCAAUAGCAUGAAAUAGAAUAUUCAUUUUGAUUAGUGCUAUAACACAUUGGCAUAGUACAACUGCGAAAUCCCUGGUGUUGUACCAAGCUUUUCUCCCCCCAAAGCCGUUUUUGGUAGCUGCCACUUGAACAAUAUCUGUUGUCAUCAAGGUGUUGUUAGUGUUUUCAGACAAAAUACAAUUGGUGUUUAUUAACUUCCCAUGUUUUUCAGCAAGCCAAAAUCAGCACAUCCAAAACUGAAGCUCUCAUCCAUUUUGAUUUUUUUUAAUCGUUAGGCACCUAUUUUGCCAUUGAUUUGAGAGCCACUUUCUGUUGAUUGUACUUCUAGUGGACUACAUUUGGAGACAGAAUUCAGUUUUGCCUUACACACAGGGGAUCAUAAAGUCAAAAUCUCUUUUCUAUGUACUGGUACUGUGUACUGUAUAGACAGUUUAUAAAUGUUAUUUCUGCAAACACCUUCUUAUAUAAGAUUGACCACACUGUUUAAAGUCCUAAUGCCAAGUCAGCAGAUUUGCUUUUGAAUUACUGGCAACUGGAACUAGCCUCAUUCAGGAAAUUUGUUAACAAGGUUCACUCUAGACACACUUUCUUCAGUAGCAGAAAGCUUAUAUUUAGUGUAAAUAGGAGUACAUUAGGAUAAAAGGUUGGAUUGUCCUUGCAAACUUAAAAUCAUUUUUGCAUUUUUAAAUCUACAGCAAAAAUAAUGUGACACUAUAAAUGCUCUAAACAGGACACACUAAUUGCAGUGAGCACACAGAUAACGUUUUUUCUUGUCAACUUGAUAGGCCACAUUUGACAUGGUGCAAGUGUGUGUUUGUGUGUAAAACAAUUUAUGACAGGAGUGGUUGUAAAGGGUACACAGAAGACUCUAUAGGCAACCCAUAUGUUAUGAAUCAACCAUAAUUUCCACCUUUAGCUGCUCAGGUAUUACGAUUUGUACACACACACACACACAGUACAAUGUCAGGAAAACCUUAAUUGUACUUUCAUGAAAAGGGAUUCCCACACUUUCAAUACGCCCUCUUAUCGAAGGACUGCGUGAUCUUCCAGGCUUAGAUUUCAAGCACCACACUGGCCAUGGCAGCAGAGAACUCAUUUGAGCAGCUAAAUAUGGCAAUUGGGGCUGAAUCAUAGCACAUCAGUUGGUCCCGAGAAUGUAAUUAUUCCAAAAAUGAGUAAGGGUUUUCCUUCUGUCUGCAACUCUAAAGGUGCAAAUUGCAGGCAAGCAACAUGAGGAAGUUUAUGUCUACAGGUAAUUGGGAAAGCAUCAAUCUGCUGGCUCUUCGUUGAGGAUCCAGGAAAGUAAAAAACACAGGCAAAUGUGACUGAGUGUUUCACUGGAAAUGUAAAAUCUUUUUGUGUUUUAGAGUAUUUGUUUUAGUAAGAAAAGUUUACACUGCUUGUGGAGAGUUAUUUUGUUGGAAAAUAAAUUUUUGUAGCUUCUCCA